Molecule: messenger RNA, 1923 nt
Organism: Scylla paramamosain (green mud crab)
Lineage: Eukaryota; Metazoa; Arthropoda; Malacostraca; Decapoda; Portunidae
Product: calsenilin-like
Exons: 7
Coding region: 472-1119 (215 amino acids)
Molecular function (GO): calcium ion binding
Source: RefSeq, a predicted model, not a curated record
AGAGAGAGAGAGAGCCAGUUUCCUCUCACACACCGCGGAGGAAAGACAUACGUAUUUCAGUCUCGCACAAACCACCAUCACCACCACCACCACCAUCACCACCAUCACCACCACCACCACCACCACUACUACUACCACCACUACUACUACUGCUACCACAAUUAGAGAGAGAGAGAGGGAGAGAGAGUGAGAGUGAGAGAGUUAUCAACAGGUGUGGUGUGGAAGCCUCUCUCUUUCAACAGGUAAAGAGAGAGAGAGAGAGAGAGAGAGAGAGAGAGAGAGAGAGAGAGAGAGAGAGAGAGAGAGAGAGAGAGAGAGAGAGAGAGAGAGAGAGAGAGAGAGAGAGAAUUGUGGUGGUACUGGUAAUAGUGACAACAGGUUAUUUCUCACUCUCUCUCUCACUCGCUCACUCACCCACUCACUCCCCCCACCACAAUAGGAGGAAAAAGGAAAAAGGGAGAGACAAAAAGCAUGGAAGAUGACUUGGACACAUUCAGCAUCAGUGUGCCGCGCUACAGACCGGAGGAGCUGGACAAGCUGGCCAGAACCACCAAGUUUACGCGGCGAGAGAUUCAACUCAUCUACCGCGGCUUCAAACAGGAGUGUCCUACAGGAUUGGUAGAUGAAGAUGGCUUUAAAGAUAUCUUUGCUCAAUUUUUCCCCCAAGGAGAUGCUUCUCAAUAUGCUCACUACGUGUUUAGGACUAUCAAGAGAGACAAGGAGGUACAGAUUAGCUUCCAGGACUUCCUCGCUGCCCUCUCCACUGUGUCACGAGGCACCACGCAAGAGAAACUGCAGUGGAUCUUUGGUCUUUACGAUGUUAACAAGGAUGGUUUAAUCACGAAGGCAGAGAUGGUGGACGUGGUAACAGCUAUAUAUGAGAUGCUGGGCAGAUCCACGCAGCCCUUAGUGGAUGAUACAUCUGCCAAGGACCAUGUGGAGCGGAUAUUUCAUCUGAUCGACACAAACAACGACGGUGCGAUAACGAUUGAGGAGCUGGCUGAAUGGAUAUCAAGAGACGAAAAAAUAGUAGAAUCUUUAAAGAGAAUGGAUACAGUACUUUACACCCCUCAUGACGCCUCUUCCGGUGCCACCCGCCCUUCUCUCAGCCGCCCCUAAGCCGCCCACACCCCGCCCUCACGCCCACACACGCCCACGCACCCCCACGCCUCCUGAAAAUAUGAAAAUAAGGCGGGAAUUUGAAAAGAGUUCGAUUUGUUUGCGUUAGGUCACGUUUUCUUUGGUGGAUUUUUAUGGAUGACUCAAGUGUUUUUUUUUUUUUUUUUUCUCUCUCUCUUCGUGUGUGUAUAAUGUGUGCGUUUCCGUUUUCUGUUCACGGAUGUGUUGUGUUUUGUGUUUGUGUUUUCUUGAGGAUUUAAGUUUUCUUUUUUUUUUUUAAGGGUGUCUCAAGUAUUUUGUGCUUUUUCUUUAUUCUCUUUUUUUUUUUUUUUAGAUGUGAAAGGGAAGUUAUGAAAAACAUAUCUAUUUAUUUGUGUUCUGGUUUAUUUUAUUUAUUAUUUUUUUUUUAUUUAUUUAUUUUUUUUAUUUAUUUAUUUUUUUUUUUUUUUGUGACUCAAGUAUUUUUGGUUUUCUUUCCUUUGUAUUUAUGCAUCUAUUAAUUCAUUUAUUUUUAGAUGUAAAGAGAGUGUUAUAAAAAUGUGACGUUUACUUUGCAUUUUUUUUUUUUUAUUUAUUUAUUAAUUUUUUUUUCUUUCAAGGAGUGACUUGGGUAUAUAUAUAGUCUCUUCCCUCCGUUUUUUAUAUUAAGUAUAAAAAGAAAUUUUGAACAGAUAGAUAAUAAAUUGUCGCGUUUUCUUUAGGUCGAGCGAUUUCUUUUAAUAAUUUUGAGUAACUCCACUCUCUCUCUCUCUCUCUCUCUCUCUCUCUCUCUCUCUCUCUCUCUCUCUCUCUCUCUCUCUCUCU